GCUCAGAUUAUUCCUCAGUGGGAUGGUUACCUGGUACUGAAUCCCUGUGGCACUCCACAACCAUUUCAUCAAGCAGUCAGAGCAAUCCUGUCAGAAGACACAGUAUAGCUUCCGACAGCGGGGACACUGGGAUUGGUACCUCCUGUUCUGAUAGUGUGGAAGAUCAUUCAACUUCAAGUGGUACAUCCUCGUUUAAGCCCAGCCCAUCACUGGUUUCUGUUCCCACUGCCCAUGUGAUGCCGUCUAAUGCCAGCUCUUCACUGUCCAAACACAGGGAAGCUUUCAAGUCUGAUGGCUCAAAAUGGAGUACAAGCUUUGUAAGGUCAGGAGGAGGCAGAAAUCCGGGUGCCCUGGACAAUUCUCUUGACAUGAAAGAUGCACGACCUGUAAGAAAAUGGUCCUCCUUGUCUAAACUCAGCUCACCAAAUACCUUCAGUCAAGAUGGUACUAGUCAUUCAGUGGACUCCAGGGCUAGUAUGGACAAAGCUGUAUCACCACAAUUAAGGACAAAUGGGCCAAGUUGUUUGCAUGAUAGCAUGGAGUUCCUAAAAAUUGAGGACAAAGAAACGGGGAAAAGACGAUCUUCUCUACAGGACUGCAAAUACAAAUUUGAAACAUGCAGCAAAGAUGAUUUUGUUUCAGAUCCCUCAAGUAGGAGACAUGCCUUAGACUUGACCUACAGUGCCUUACCUGAAAGCAAACCUACAGCAGCCAGUUGUGAAGCUUUCGGACAGAGAUAUGCAACUCUGGGACAACAGGCUGUGAGUGGAGCUCCCAUACAGCCAGCAGUGAGGACUCAAAUGUGGCUUAAAGAACAGUUACGUGCAAAUCCUGUGGACUGCAGGACUGCUGAGGAGCCCUACGGCAUAGCUGCAUGGCAUGUGCAGCAGCUUGAAGAUUUUAGAACGGAACAGCCUGUGCAGGUUCCGACUGGAACGUCUCGUCAAAGUUACCCAGCUACCAGCUAUCAGGACUUCAGCAACUGGGAAUCUCUAAUGAAAAUUAAAGAGGGGCUGCUAAGACAGAAAGAGAUAGUGAUUGAUCG
Messenger RNA from Pterocles gutturalis (yellow-throated sandgrouse), 1045 nucleotides. Its product is annotated as centrosomal protein of 85 kDa-like. Lineage: Eukaryota; Metazoa; Chordata; Aves; Pterocliformes; Pteroclidae. The transcript is spliced from 3 exons. The record is from RefSeq and is a predicted model, not a curated record. The annotation marks the transcript as partial. Gene Ontology annotation, cellular component: centrosome.